AUGGACACAAAGAUGGCGUCCUGGAAGUCCACAGGAACCUACGUCGACGAGGUUCCCCCACAUGGGGCGAACAUCGUCAGUGGCAUGUGGAUUUUCAGGGUGAAGCGGCCGUCGGGUUCUCCGCCUGUCUUCAAGGCUCGUUACGUUGCUCGAGGCUUAAGUCAGCGAGAGGGAGUAGACUUCUUCCAGACCUUCUCCCCCACCCCAAAGAUGACCACUCUUCGGGUACUACUGCACGUUGCUGCUCAGCGCGACUACGAGCUUCACUCUCUUGACUUCAGCACAGCUUUCUUGCAGGGCAAUCUGCACAAGGAGAUAUGGCUGUGCCGCCCUCCUGGCUUCACUGGGUCGUUCCCUCCUGGUGCCCAGUGGAGCCUCCGCCGACCGGUCUACGGUCUCCGCCAGGCGCCACGUGAGUGGCACGACACACUGAGGACUACUCUUGCGGCACUUGGGUUCUCUCCUUCUACUGCUGACCCGUCGCUGUUUCUACGCACCGACACUUCGCUGCCGCCGUUCUACAUCCUCGUUUACGUCGACGACUUGGUCUUUGCCACAGCAGACACUGAGUCUCUCGCCCACGUGAAGUUGGAGCUGCAGAAGAGACACACGUGCACAAACCUGGGUGAACUGCGCAGCUACCUUGGCUUGCAGAUCACCCGGGACAGAGCACGCCGCACCAUUACCCUGACUCAGUCACACAUGGUGCAGCAGGUCCUUCAGCGCUUCGGCUUCACCUGGUCCUCAGCAAAGGCCACUCCUCUGGCUAUAGGUCACUCGCUCUCAGCUCUGCCUUCGGAUGAGUCCGUAGAGUCGAGUGGUCUUUACCCAGAGCUAGUUGGUGCACUGGGAUGCUGCAAAGAGGGUAUUGCGCUACUUGUGCAGUACAUCAGGCAUGGGGCUCGUGCUUGGAGGAGGGAGCUCAGUUGUUCUCACUGGGCACUCAGACGCUUCUUGGGUUGA
Closterium sp. NIES-65 is the source of this 963-nucleotide messenger RNA. The record is from the annotation of a GenBank genome assembly. NCBI's taxonomy places the organism in Eukaryota, Viridiplantae, Streptophyta, Zygnematophyceae, Desmidiales, Closteriaceae.